UUCCAGGCAUGCAUGCAAACUCUGCAACACCAUAUCCGUCACACUAGUUUUUCACACCCUGUCAGCAAGACUGCAAAUAGAACAAUCAGCUAAUUGUAUUGCCACGCAACGUAUGAUACGACUAUUAUGUGCUAAUAACCAACCCAACAAAUCCUCAAAUCGUAGGGAUUAUAUACAAAGGAAAAAUACACUCACACUGUAUGUAUUGCAUUAAUCUGAUGCAGACAUACACGAUCAUCACAAAAGCUUGUACAGUAGUAGAUCAUAUGGGGUCAUCCCAUCCAGGACUGCAUGCAAACUCUGCAACAUCAUCCAUCAAUCAGAGUUUUUCACACCAGCAAGACUACAAUAAAAAAAUCAGCUAAUUGUAUUGACACGUAAAAUCCUAAAAUUGUUGGAAUUAUAUUUUAUAUAUAUUGGACUUUAGCCCUUUAUCAAACAGGUAUAACUUUAUGACUGGCAUCCCCCUUUAUACUACAUGUAUCCCUUUCCUGGGACACUAAUUGUUACACUAACUGGCAUGCCAAGCUAGUCGUGAUGACAUGUUUUUUCUGCAAUGAUACUUGGGAUUAAUUUAAAAAACAUACCUUUUUUCCCUAUGACACUAGUAUAUUCAUAUAUUUUCUUGUGGGUAUGCUAGCAUGACUUAAAAAGAGCUAGCUGGGGCCCUACAUGAUGUCGGGUGAGUGGGAGGCUAGUGGUUAGCUUGUUAACGCAGCAUAGCCUAAGCGUGCCACCCUGCAAGUCUCCAAACGUCCGCAUCUUCCCUUUCAGUUACCCCAAACAAGUCUCUUUUAAUUAGCAGGUUACAAAGUCCCUCUCAACCAUCUGGUGCAUGAUUCUCUCCAUUCAUCUUAUAAUCAUGUAAUCAUCCUUUUGUCUGAAUUUAAGUCUCAUACCUACUUAUACCUUGAGAGGAAAAGACGGCCAUGACCUUCCGUCUUCAUUAACUCAACUUCCAUUUUGCGAGUAAACGUUUACAUAAAGAAAUUUAUGGCAAAACAUUACUUAAUUGGAGUAAUACUAUAGAGUAGCCAGAGUCUUCAACCUCACAGGAACCGUACCACUAAAAAUACACUAAUGAAUUUUAGAACUUUGGUAUCAGUAAUCUACUAGCGGUGCUGAGUACUUUUGGGGGGCCAGCUAAGAUCUUCGUUUGCACUAAUUAUGCCGUAAACCCCAUAGUUAGAACAAUGACUAACCUCUACGGUAGAGUGCAAUGAACAGGCUGUUCUAGGUACACGGUGUUCUAGCACAGGCUGUUCUAGCAUUAGACAAUUGUACCAAACCUUGCACUAAAUAAAACGAAAAUCCACAAAGACAAUGUCUGCUCUUGCUUUAAGCACCAUACCUUCCUUCUUUCUGGUAUGGGAUUGAAAUCUUUGUGCUGUGUCUAACUGCAAUACUACUAACAUCUUUGCAUGAUUGGUUGUUGUACUGCUAUUCUAACAAUCAUUCCUUUUGAAAAUGGAGGAGUAUUGCUAAAAAAAUGGAGAAAACCCGGCCAAGGUCAGUUUUUUUUUUUUUUGAAGGUCACCGGGAGGGGAGAGAAUCCCCCACCUGAAUUUCAUUCAUUAGCCCCGAAGUGGCCCAGCAGAUUGUUUAAAGGUUUUACAACAUAAAGGUCAGUUUAGUCAAUGUACCUGACACGAAAAGAGUGUCAAUGCACCGACUACAUUCAUGACUUGCACAUUUAAGAAAAUCAGGAGGGUUUUUAUUCCCCUGAUUGUCUCAGUCAGCAACCACCGCAUACCAGUUCUGGAAAAAGAAAUAGCAGCACACCAUCCUGCUGCCUCUUCCUCCUUUCAUUCUUAUACCCUCGCCCAACGUAAAAGCAAUGGAGAACAGCUUGUUGUUAGCAUCAUUGCAGUUGCAGAACCAGAGGGAGGAGGAGGAGGACGAAGCAAAGCAAAGGAAGGCAAUUAAGGAGGAAUCAGUGGAGGUAGCAGAAUCAUGGAUUGCUGCAUCUGCAGCCCCAUGGCCACCAUGUACAGGCUUCCGAGGAACGCUAUCUGUGCUCCUUGCCAUGAAGGUGCCAAGGCCAUCAUCAGCUUCCUGAACAAGGAUGAGGAGCAAGAAGAUGGCGGCCAUGGUUCUGCCAUCUCCCACGCGCCAUCGAAGCUUAACAGCUCAAACAAGGGAAUGAGAGAUGCAUGGGAGCAGGUGAAGGAGAUGAGAGACAGGGAGGAUCAGACAAAGCAGAGAGCCGCCUUCCUUGAGCACGGCUUCGCGCUGGCGUGGAAGGAGGGAAUCCACACCGACAUCGUCGUGAAACCUGGAACUGGGCCCCCAAUUCCAGCCCACAAAGCCAUCCUUGUGCUACUACUAAUAAUAAGACGAGUUCCAGUUGAGCCCAAUUCAUCAAAAUAAUUUCCCAUCUGGUGGAAAUGGAAAUGGAAUGCAAUGCAGGCCGCCAGGUCGGAGGUGUUCCGGCACAUGCUGUCCGCCGACGACCACUGCAAGGCCCCUGCCGGCGACUCCUUCUCCCUCCCCGAGCUCUCCCACGCCGAGCUCUCCCUCCUCCUCGCCUUCCUCUACACCGGCGCCCUCGACCAGGACCUGCCGGAGCGCCACCUGCACGCGCUUCUCGUCGCCGCCGACAAGUACGACGUCCCGUUCCUGCGGCGGGCCUGCGAGGCGAGGCUGGCGGCGAGCGUGGAGCCCCGGAACGCGCUGCGGACGCUGGAGGUGGCCGAUCUCAGCUCAAGCGCGGUGCUCAGGGAGCGCGCCAUGGACACCGUGCUGGAGCACGCCGAGCAGGUGGUGUUCUCGCCGGAGUACGAAGGCUUCGCCGUCAGGAACGCGGCGCUGUGCGUGGAGAUCACCCGGGCGCUGCUGGCCAAGAUGUCGACGACGACAACUAGUAAAUCGGAUCCCCAUCAUGCAUAGAUCGAGGAUGUGUAGAGCGGCUCUUGCUUAAUUAGUUUUGACUUUUGAUCGUGUGACUGAUACGUGUACAUGAACAUGUCUGAAACUCUGAAACAUCCAUUGCAAUUUGCAACACACAGGUGACCACAUAACUGAUGAUCGAAACAUUUCCACACACAGAGUGUUUCGUUUUGAAA
Panicum virgatum (switchgrass) is the source of this 3065-nucleotide messenger RNA. Its product is annotated as BTB/POZ domain-containing protein At1g01640-like. The transcript has 2 exons. NCBI's taxonomy places the organism in Eukaryota, Viridiplantae, Streptophyta, Magnoliopsida, Poales, Poaceae. Gene Ontology annotation, molecular function: protein binding. The record is from RefSeq and is a predicted model, not a curated record. Bases 2404 to 2889 code for a protein of 161 amino acids.